GUUCCAGGCACCCACCACCCUCUGUGUCCCGCACAUCUUUAAAAUUUUCCUAUCUCAAUAGACAAUAGACAAUAGGUGCAGGAGUUGGCCAUUCGGCCCUUCGAGCCAGCACCGCCAUUCACUGUGAUCACCGCCAUCCACAAUCAGUACCCCAUUCUUGCCUUCUCCCCAUAUCCCUUGACUCCGCUAUAUUUAAGAGCUCUAUCUAACUCUCUCUUGAAAGCCUCCUACCCUAAAGCGAUGCCCUCUAGUCUUUGGCAUUUCCACUCUGCGCAAAUUGGUUCUGACUGUCUAACCUAGAGAACCUGUCUGGCUCUCAUUGAAACAUAGAAACAUAGAAAUUAGGUGCAGGAGUAGGCCAUUCGGCCUUUCGAGCCUGCACCGCCAUUCAAUAUGAUCAUGGCUGAUCAUCCAACUCAGUAUCCUGCACCUGCCUUCUCUCCAUACCCCCUGAUCCCUUUAGCCACAAGGGCCACAUCUAACUCCCUCAUAAAAUAAAGCCAAUGAACUGGCCUCAAAUAUCUUCUGUGGCAGAGAAUUCCACAGAUUCACCACUCUCUGUGUGAAAAUUGUUUUUUCUCAUCUCAGUCCUAAAAGAUUUCCCCCUUAUCCUUAAACUGUGACCCCUUGUCCUGGACUUCCCCAACAUCGGGAACAAUCUUCCUGCAUCUAGCCAGUCCAACCCCUUAAGAAUUUUAUUACCUUCUGUCAGCUCUCCGCUCAACAUCUGAAGUCCUAGAGAAACCAAUCCAAGAUUAUCCAACCUGUCCAUAUAACUUGCUAUUGAGGGAGUGCAACGUAGGUUUACCAGGUUAAUACUCGGGAUGGCGGGACUGACAUGUCAACUUCUUCUUUCGUGUGGCGUGCACAGCCUAAAGUUGUAGGACAACUUGUUCUAUUUGAUGUUUAAGUAGAAACUGCAGAUACUGGAAAAUCAAAGGUACACAAAAAUGCUGGAGAAACUCAGCGGGUGCAGCAGCAUCUAUGGAGCGAAGGAAAUAGGCAACGUUUCGUCCCGAAGGUUCCUGGAGGUUGCAGGUGGUUGCCGGAGGUUGCAGGUAGUGGAAGCAGGUAGGGAGACAGGCAAAAACCUCCGGGAACCGCACGGAAACCUUGGGUGGGGCGCAAAGUCUCCAGAGAUUUCCGUUCACGUUUCCCAAGUGGGACAGGGGCAUUAGUGCAACCUUGGACAUUCCAUAGACGUUCAUCGUUGACCUCAGUGUCGUGUCGUGUUCAACAGCCUGAUGGUUGUUGGGAAGGAAGAAUUGAUCCAACGCCAUCCCAGCUGCCGGCUCAGAUUGAGUAUAAACUGUGGAACCAGCGCAGGUGCCAAGGGCUGUGGUGGUGACGUGGCGUGGCUGGGACAUCUGGUCCGAUGGGUGGCCAAAACGAGACGUGGUGGAGACACAAGCAGGAUGUGUGGGGCGCCUGGUUGGCCGCUGGCAGCUGGGAUGACGUUGUUCUUGUUAAACGUUAACGGCUGAUGCAACGACACGUUUGGCAGAGGGUGGAGAGGUCGCGGCUGACUCCGGCCAAUGCUCCGUGGGAGGCAGUGAUUGGUUGAAUGUACGUGAGGGCAGACAAUGAGGGGCAGGAGAAGCCGGGAGUCGGUAUAAAAGGAGCGAGCGAUGGCAGGAGAUGAGAACAAGACCGACCCCGUCACCCUGUGUGGAGACUCCGGAGCUGGUAACCAACCCUGUGGAUCCUUCAAGUGUCUGAACAUGGGACUGCAGAGAUGGAUAGGAUUCAUGGUCCUUGUGGAGAUGGUGUGGCAAGUCUCCGCAACUGGAACAGGUCCGAUCUCCAGAGAAUGGGGAGAGGAAGCAAACUUGCCCGGGUGGAACGCACGGGAGCCUCGACAAGUCAACAAACAAGAUACUCCAGAAUGCGGUGCUAGGCCAGCUGCGAUCAAGAUGAAAUACACGGAUAUAACGGCACGCAAGAGUGGUUCAGCUACGCUACCCUGCAAAGUACCCACAGGGAAGGAUGGACCCAAGACUUUUGUGGUCACCUGGAGUAAAGGGAGCGGGACACUGGGCGUGUUGACUGAAGGGGAAGGUGCCAAUUAUCCAGGGGGGACCGACCGAUGGAGGUUCAUGAAUACAAACGUGGUUGAGACACGGGAUGCCUCGUUGAUCAUCACAAGUUUACGAGAGACUGAUAUUGGGAUAUAUUCCUGCGCUUGGUUCACUGGCCAAAAGGAAUGUAGACUAAAUAUCAAGCUGACAGUGAACUGAAACCUCACACAGAUUCAGCACAGCCCCCCCCCCCCAUGUGUCAGCAACAACAGGCAAUGGCAGGACAGCACAAACACACAAUAACAUCCAUCAUUAUAAACUUCACACACUUAGGCCAACAACAGCAUUCUAUAUUGUAGUCACUUAAUUCAUCAUGUGGGGAAUAGAGGGGUGAACACAAAACAUCUUUUACCUGGGGUACGGGAAUCAAGAACCAGGGGGACAUAAGUUUAGGGUGAGAGGGGCAAGAUUUAAUAGGAACCUGAAGGGCAACAUUUUCACUCAGGGGGCGGUGGGUUUAUAGAACCGUCUGGUGGGGUGGGAAUUGUAACAAUAUUUAAUACACACUUGGGACAGGGAAAGGUUUAGGGGGAUAUGGGGCAAAUGUAGUGCAAUGGGACAGAUCGUGCUUGCAUCGGUAAAUGUAUCAUUAAUGGAAAUAAACUCUCUUGAAGACAGCCGGUGUGAGUGAAUCUUUGUACGCCAGCAUUGAGUUGGGUGUGAACUUUGUGCAACUCUUGCUCACUACGGGCAACAUCGCCGGCUUCUGUGAGCUGUGUCCAACAUUGUCCAUGAC
Leucoraja erinaceus (little skate) is the source of this 2814-nucleotide messenger RNA. RefSeq lists its product as uncharacterized. The transcript is spliced from 2 exons. Bases 1629 to 2237 code for a protein of 202 amino acids. Lineage: Eukaryota; Metazoa; Chordata; Chondrichthyes; Rajiformes; Rajidae. The record is from RefSeq and is a predicted model, not a curated record.